Molecule: messenger RNA, 273 nt
Organism: Penicillium chermesinum
Lineage: Eukaryota; Fungi; Ascomycota; Eurotiomycetes; Eurotiales; Aspergillaceae
Product: Tim10/DDP family zinc finger protein
Exons: 2
Coding region: 1-273 (90 amino acids)
Source: RefSeq, a predicted model, not a curated record
AUGGAUGCUUCAACUCAAGCCGAUGUCUCCAAGCUCAACGAUGCCGACAAGAAGGAGCUCCAGCAGGUUCUUGUAGCUGAAAGCCAGAAGGCCAACAUUCAGCAGGCUGUUCACAACCUCAAUGAAAUCUGCUUCAAGAAGUGUGUUACUGGCAAGAUCACCUCAGGUGCCCUCGACCGGAGCGAGGAAACCUGCGCCCAGAACUGCGUCGAGCGCUGGGUGGAUUCUCAGAUGUCUGUUCUGAAGCAACUGGGUAGUAUGCGCAGCCAAUGA